UAUGACACCAAAAGCAAAAGGGCAACAUGUCGGCAAUAUAGUCUGUUGCAGUUCGCGAUUACUUCUUGAAUAUUUUCGCGUGAAAGCUGCAUUACAAACCCCUGGUAAAACCCUUGGAAAGCCAACAGUAUGGUGGAAACUUCAAAGUUCUCCGGAGGAAUACUCAAGAAAACUACUAAAGCUGUGGAUGAUUAUGGUGGCACACAGAUGCAGAAACCUGGUUCGUCUGCAGACUUGGCUGAAAACUCCCAAGCAUUAAAUGAAGAGCAGAAGAAAUUCCAGUCCCUGUGUGAUGGAGUCCAGAACACAGUGGCUUUAUUCCAGACAUCGAUGACUGAGCUGCUGGCCUUAAAAGAUGAAUUGAUCAAGCACUCUUUGCCCCCUAGUUUGCUGGUCAAGAUAACUUUGGUGACAUCUCAGCUUUUCAGAGGUGCAUCAGACCUCUCAGUACCUAUCAAUGAACUGGUUCGUCUUGUGAAACUCUACUCUGCCCCUUGGGAAGCAAAAAGUGCUGCCCUCAAGAAACUCCAUGAAGACUACGAAAAUAAACAACGUCAGUUAAAUGUGGCCUUACAGAAACUCGUGCUCGUUGGCAUUCAGUCUGAGAGGAUGUCCCAAGAAAGAAGGGUGCUUAACUGGGAGAGGCUUUUCUCUAGAAUGAUGGCGUCAAAGGCACAUGGAUAUAGGUGGAAGUUUUUAAUUGAAUCCUUCAAGAAGAAGAUGAAAACAGGGGAGGUAUAUGAGGCUGGUACUAGCACAGACACAGACAUGGAGAAGGAAAAUCUUCAAAAGGCCAAAAAGCUUGAUGCUCACAGAAGGAAAACAAUGUACAGAGAUACAGCAGCAAAACGAAUCAUGAGACAAUCUGUCAGCAUGCAGAGUGCUAGGGAAAGUCUUGCCACGCCUAUUACUGGUGUAAGGUCUAAGGACACAAUAAAAAAAGAGGAAACUUCUGAGGAAGAAAAUCUUAGUGACUUUGAUGAGCACAUUAUGGAUCUCCCGGAUGACAAAGAUGAGAGCACACCUCUAAUUCAGAACCCUCAGCCUCCUGGAGAAUCGCCCAAGCCAACCCAUUCUAGGCCUGCUCCCACAACAAGAUUCCGGCCAAAAAUACGGUUCAUGGGUGCCUCUGAUGAGGAGGAUGAAGAGGAAGAAGCUGUAAAAGCGCCAGUAAAACAUCAGAUGCAGUUUUCUGCACAGAAGUCAGCCGCAAAACCAAAAAUACAGUUUGCCGAUCAAAGAAAGCCUGUAAUCAAAACUCCAGUCAAGAGUCGCGGAGUUCGUUUUUUCAGUGUCUCAGAUGAUGACCACGACAUUGAUGAUCAAGAGGAUGUUUCAGGGAGAACUCAGCCAGCCAAUAAAGAGGUCGAGAAGAUGGAGGUGAUCCGUGAAGACAAGCAGUGCUGGACGCAUGAACCAGACUAUGACAGAUCUUUGCAUCUUCGGGUAUUUCGUCCUGUUUGCACUAAGGCUGAAUCACCCUGCUGCAGUAUUGUAUUCAAUGGACAGACUCUAAAGACUGCAAGUUUUCCUCCUCCCCCUGACCCGGCCCAAGAGGAUGCUAAUACAGGGGGGGACAAGGGAAAGCCAGGAAGUGGAAGAAAGACCAAGAAAUUAGCAGUGCCCGCAGAGAAGGCUGCCUCUCCAGCCACAAGCGAGCAAUCAGCACCCCCAGACUUUCAAGAAGUGGUUUUCUCAUUGCCUUCCGAGUGUGGGUACUCCCCUGGGGAAAAGCCAAUGGACCUGAAUGAGCUGCAACUGAAGGUGGCAAUCCAUCCAACUGAAAACAAGCCCAUGAUUGCCAUGGCUGCCAUCAAGUACAGCGACAUCAAAAUAGCUGAUGAGUUUGAAGGAAAGUGGUCUCACACCAAGUACUCACAGCUCAUCCAGCAGUUCCCGGUGAUAUCUGCUGUGUCUGAUAGAGACAUGUCGUUUGGCACCACAUGUGGACAUAUUCCCAUCGUCUGCUUCAUGUCAAAAGUUGCACGACCAAAAACGUUAACUAAGGCAGCAGGGACGCCCACCUUUACAGAGCUCAUCGAGGCUGAAGUAGAUGAACGAAUCAGGGCACACGAGGCCGAACAGGAGGCUGCAAAGGCUAGGAUCCCUCAACCAAUUUACACCGAGGAGGAAAUGCAGUCGAUCAAAGAGAACCAUGCACAGGAGAUGCAAGUGAACCAGGAAGAAUACGAAAUACGCCUGAACGAAAUCAUUAAGGGACUGGAUGCUUAUAGUGUGGAGGACCAAGGCGUCAAGGAAUUCAUACAUGCCGCAACAUCACCUCUCUUGAUGCACUCGCCUUCGCCUGUACCAUCACAGCACUUCGAACGCUCCCACUCGCCAAAACCACCAGCCGAACCAAACAGGUCAUUAUCAAAGAAAGUGCGACCUAAGGCAUCUGCCUUGCCAGCCUGGGGCAAAGACCUUCCAGAGGAUUUUCUAGUCCGUCUAAACAUGUUCAAUGAGAACAGUGAGAGAUAUCGACAAGAACUGGAGGACAAGACCAAACGAGCGAUUCAACAGAGGUACGAGUUACAGAUGGCUGUUCAUAACAGGCUUGAUAGAACCGUAGAGGAGCACAGUCCGGGCGAAGAAGUAUGUCUCCCCGCCGUCUUUAUGCCUGGUCGCAGCGGAGUGGUUUACUCGCCCAAGGCCCACUUGUACUUUCAUCCCACAGGCUCGUGUGAGGGUCGCCUUACGCAGCCACCAUCCAUGUUCAAACUUCCGCACCUGAGUCAAGCUAACCAAGUUGCUAUGCUGAAUUUACUGGACGCACGCGAACAGUACUUGACUUCCGGUCAACGCGAGUACGCACAAACUUUGCAUCCUGUGCCACAGACAGCCCCUCCCCCUCCUACUGCACUGGACAAUAGAAUAACGCCACCCUACCCCGGACGGUCAGUCACCAGAUAGGAUCUGCGCUACCUAUAGCAAGCGAGGAUGAAUAUCCAAGAAGAUGAAAGGGCAACUUUCACUAGGAUAUCACCUGACUUUUGAGUGGCAAACUCGCGGCAAAAUAAACCCAGACGUGGCUGUUACGUCACGCCAGAGAGCGACGAACAAAUAAUAUCUUUCAAUAGAAAUAAGUCGCUUUGUUGUUAUUUACCGCCAAAAGCCAGAGAGUGCGCGAGUUUACCACCCAAAAAGUGACGUAUUUCAUUCGCUGUACUAGUGCUAUCAAAGCUAUUUCCGUAUGUGAAAAUGCUUGACUUGUAAAUAUCGAAAUACCAAUCAAUUUUUUCUUUACAUUUAUACCGUAAUAUUGACCGUCCAAAAUUAAGCCAAACAAAGCCAGUUUUGUAAAUAAAAAUAUUUUUAUUAUCCAUAAAAAUAACCCUUUCUAAAAAAGUGACCUUUGUCUCUAUUCAUCUCGUCACUGAUAGCAUUUCCUUGUAGGCUCAAUUGUUUUCAGUUGUAAAUCUGCAUUCUUGAAGUUCAUUUGACAACAUCACAGUACGCCCCCAAAACAAUGUUGGUUGUAUUGAUCAGAGUGACUUCAGACUCGGAACAAAUGCAAUGGCUAUCCCCUGUAAUAGUGCGACAGUAGACAAGACCACACGAAUAGUGCAAAGCUACAGGAGAGGCCAGCGAUCGGAGUAUACCAUCCUGCGAUAGACAGUACACAUAAAUAAAACAGCCACUAAGAUUUUAUUUCUAGUGUCAUAGGACUAUAAGGUAGAACAAUAGUAACCUCUUUAUUACUAAGAAUUAUUAAAAUCGAAGGUAUGUGAGUGGAUUUAGAGUAGUUUUCACAAUCCCGUGCAACAAAAUGUAAUAGUCAAAGUGUAAUAGUCAAGCCAAAACAAAAGAGAACAAAUACAUUACAGUGUAUUUGUACUAAAUAAACUAAAUAGUAUUUCACUCUAUACUAAAAAAAAAAUAUAGACUACUUGUUCUCGUUUUCUAUUGGUCAACUCGGCACGUUGAGCUACUCGUUGAGUAUCUAUUGACUCAUAGAAAACUCGAACUCAUAUUCUAAUUAAAUAUAAAAUCACUUGAAUCACUGAAAUAAUAUUUUCGACGUUUCGGCAAUGCUGCCUUCAUUAGUGAUAAUUCAGUGAUUCAAGUAAUUUUUUAUCGCAUAAGACAAUAACUACACAGGACCAAAAUCCAUACUAUAAUAUAUUACUACAAAUUAGCCUAUAGGUGACGUAUUAUUUCUUACCCAUGCUUUCGUCAAGGCUCAAGUAUUCCUCCUCACAUUCCACAUAGUCCUCGUCCAUUCCAUGCGUUCUUGUAUGUACAUUGCCUAGAGAAAAUAUGAUUGGUCGCGAGGAGCAAGGGAGACUGAAAGUUCGGUUUGAGCGGUGCGGUAAUACCGGCGCCUGCAUGCUCCCCACCAUUAACGAAUGACUUCGCUUAGAACGCAGCCGAACGCUUGGGAUUCCUGUGUAAGAGGGAUCCUGUGUUGGUACUGUGGAACUGUCGCCAUCGACGGGCUGUGGAGAGAGAGAAAGUAGCCAAUUAGAGAAAGAGGGAGACAACCAGCCAGUUAGAGAGAGAGAGAGAGGAAACCAGCCAAUUAGAGAAACAGAGAGAAAACCAGCCAA
Nematostella vectensis (starlet sea anemone) is the source of this 4550-nucleotide messenger RNA. RefSeq lists its product as uncharacterized. NCBI's taxonomy places the organism in Eukaryota, Metazoa, Cnidaria, Anthozoa, Actiniaria, Edwardsiidae. The record is from RefSeq and is a predicted model, not a curated record. The coding region runs from base 130 to 2913 and encodes 927 amino acids. The transcript is spliced from 30 exons.